AUGAUACAAAUUGCUAAAGUUCCAAACUCGAAAUGGGAUUAUGACGUCUUUAUUAGCUUCCUCAAACGAAGAGUCGAAGACAACACAGAAUCAAGAGGCAAGCCAGUUCUGUGCAUUUUCAGUGAUGCUUCAGAAAGUGCAUAUGGUACAUGUGCGUACCUUAGAUGGCGGACUGAUGACAAUAAGUAUGAGGUGCGGUUUGUGGCAGCUAAGUCAAAGGUAGCACCACUCAAGACUUUGACGAUGCCUCGUCUCGAACUUCAAGCAGCAGUAGUAGCCGCGAGACUUUACAAGGCAAUCAGCGAGGAGAUAAGGCUGGAGAUAGAGAAGGUGGUUUUCUUCGUUGACAGCAUGAUUGUUUUCCACUGGAUCAAGUCGCCUGCGAGAAGCUUCAAGGCGUUUGUGUCAAGCAGAGUGGGGGAAAUUCAGAGUUUAACAGAUCCCUCACAGUGGAAGCACAUCCCAGGAACUUUUGCAAUUUUUAUCAUGGUCAGCGAACCAUAG
Messenger RNA from Strongylocentrotus purpuratus (purple sea urchin), 504 nucleotides. RefSeq lists its product as uncharacterized. Bases 1 to 504 code for a protein of 167 amino acids. The record is from RefSeq and is a predicted model, not a curated record. NCBI's taxonomy places the organism in Eukaryota, Metazoa, Echinodermata, Echinoidea, Camarodonta, Strongylocentrotidae. The transcript has a single exon.